AUGAGAUUCUUCGCCACUUAUACCGUCUUUGUUCCUCUCGCCAUCGCCCACCGGCGCUAUGAAGCACUCCAGGCGGCACCAGGCGAUCUGAUGCCACGAUUCUUUAUCGACCGCUCCUUUCCUCUGGCCAAGCGUGCUGGAGACUGUGGUUCAGACAACCAUAACUGCCUCGAAGUUGGCUUCCCUGAUGACUGUUGCGACAACGACUCUUACUGCUACAUCAACGAAAAAGGUGACCCGAAAUGUUGUCCUAUAGGUUCAAAUUGCUCGUCCGACUCACCGUGCAACUCAACCGCUUAUUUCUGCACUCGUAAUGCCACUGAGAGUGGAACUACUACUGAGAAAAAGGGCUGCUGCGUUCGCAAGUGUCCUAGUACGAGCCUCUAUCUCUGUCCCAGCAACCUCGGCGGGAACUGCUGUGGCUAUAACUCUGAAUGUCGCACUGGUGGUGCUUGCGUCUCAACAAAACCUGCCUCGAGAACCGAUCUACUCUCUCCUAUACCUUCAGGAUGCACAACGUCCCAGCAUAGUUGCACAAUCGGAGAGGGAUGUUGCGACAACGACCAAGUAUGCACGCAAGUCAGUGGCGAAGGAUACUGUGCCCAAGCUGCACCCACAGAAAGCGAUACCACAGUCGUCGACGACGAUGAUGGUGAUAACAAGUUGACAGACGGUGCAAAAGCGGGUAUUGGUGUCGGCGUCGUUGUAGGAGCGAGCCUCAUUAUAGGCAGCUUUACUUGGAUGUGUCUGCGAAAGCGAAGACGUCAGCGAAGUGCGGCAGGACUCUCUGCACCCGGGCACGCCAACGAACCUUCUCGUGAUGGCAUGACAGAUAUAUCAGGCAGCCAUAUCCGAUCAGGUCCGACUCAGGACUACUUUGGACCAGAUCCUGCAGCAGGACCAUACACAGAGCAGGCCAGUUCACGGGUUACUUCACCUGGCAGAGACGCUGCAGUGCCCAUGCACGCACAAAGCCCGGGUGAUAUCGCGGCGCCAGUCGAAAUCGAUUCAACAACGAGAGACGGCAGUGAUCUAUUAUCACCCAUGUCCAGCCCGGGUACAGUGUACCAAACACCUCUAUCAGAAACAAUAGACGGUCGAUUCGAGUUGUACGGUAACGAUUCAGCGGUAACCCCUGAUCGUCCGCUAUCCAUCGUUCCGACACCACCGCAAAGCAUAAUGGGGGAAAGACGCCCACGGCAGGAGUAA
Fusarium graminearum PH-1 is the source of this 1209-nucleotide messenger RNA. RefSeq lists its product as uncharacterized. The coding region runs from base 1 to 1209 and encodes 402 amino acids. Lineage: Eukaryota; Fungi; Ascomycota; Sordariomycetes; Hypocreales; Nectriaceae. The record is from RefSeq and is a predicted model, not a curated record. The transcript has 2 exons.